Molecule: messenger RNA, 522 nt
Organism: Pelodiscus sinensis (Chinese soft-shelled turtle)
Lineage: Eukaryota; Metazoa; Chordata; Testudines; Trionychidae
Product: serum amyloid A protein-like
Cellular component (GO): extracellular region
Source: RefSeq, marked provisional
AUCCAUCAGAACUCUGCAUUUCAGGGACUAUGCAGUACAGCAGUGCCUAAAUAAGUGAAGAAUGAAGUUCUGCAACUGCAUGCUGUUACUGUCUCUGGUACUGUGUGUCAGUGCCCAGAACUGGUUCACUAAUGCUGGAGCAUUCAUAAGGGAUGCUUAUCGAGGUGCCGGGGAUAUGUGGCGUGCUUACGAUGACAUGCGGGAGGCAAACUAUAAAAAUGCAGACAAAUAUUUCCAUGCUCGUGGGAAUUAUGAUGCUGCCCAAAGAGGACCUGGUGGUGCAUGGGCAGCAAAAGUUAUAAGUGAUGCCAGGGAAGGUUGGCAGGGUGGCAUUAGUGGCAGAGGAGCAGAAGACACCCGUCAAGACCAGGAGGCAAAUGCCUGGGGUAGAAAUGGAGGAGACCCAAACCGCUACAGACCAAAGGGCCUUCCUUCGAAAUACUAAUGCAGCCCAUAAUAGUUAACAGUAGUUCUAUUGUACCAACUGUGCAAAGAACCCACAAUAAAUAAAAUCUUAAAAUU